Molecule: messenger RNA, 1098 nt
Organism: Nematostella vectensis (starlet sea anemone)
Lineage: Eukaryota; Metazoa; Cnidaria; Anthozoa; Actiniaria; Edwardsiidae
Exons: 5
Coding region: 41-1069 (342 amino acids)
Biological process (GO): lipid metabolic process
Molecular function (GO): phosphoric diester hydrolase activity
Source: RefSeq, a predicted model, not a curated record
ACCUCAUGAGGGUGAUUAUCGAGACGGUACCUUACGCGCGAUGUCUCUUCCUUGGAUGUUCUUGGUCACGUUUUCGUGUUUGUAUCAAGUUGGAUCUAGUCUAACGUGCAACGGAAGGGCUGCGUUUUGUGAUCUCACUCUAAACCAGGCCACAUUCGCAGGCACUCACAACUCCGCUUCUGGUUUUGAUGGCUUUCUGCAUUAUCAUACCCCGUUAGGCCCCAUCGUGGCGCUGAGCUGCUUCUACCGUAAUCAGCACAGGAGCAUCACGGGACAGCUAGACGACGGUAUUCGAUACUUGGACAUUGACACGUGUUGGGAAGACUCCAGUCGGUACACCAAGGGUGCAUGGGCGUGUCACGAGGGGGCUUACGCAGGGCCGGUGUACAAGAUACUAAACCAGGUGGACGCAUGGAUGCGAAUACAUCGUAACGAGGUCGUCGUCAUUAAUUUUAAUCGCGACACCGUAACCGAGGACGCGGAAAAGACUGGGCAACACAUCACCAAGCUCAUAGAGGAACGGUGGGGUGUGACUGCUGAACGACAAACGCGCAAGGAGCUAAUGGUGAACGACUAUCGGCGCCGAAACUGGCACUGGCCGACACUGGGGGAGGCUGUCAUGAGCAAUCAAAGAAUUUUUGUGUUCAUGACCAGCAAGCUGAUUCAUCAUAGAGGGCAUGAACUGUACUACAGUCAUCGCUGGAUCAAUCCUAGUGGGACCAUCGGGAUGUCCUGGAAGAGCUACGGACUGAUCGAGUCCAAAGGCUGCAGCAAGCUGGUUGAAUACAUCCGAGAGAAAUGUGACCAAAGCUAUUCAGAUUUUAUGCAGAUUGACUUGAUAUUGACGUGGGGUCUGUGUGUUGAUGAUAUGGCGUAUUUCUGCAAUCGGUACACCGAACAAAUCACCCAGGAAUGCGCCGAGCGACGUGCGAAAACUAACCGAAUGACGGCGAACUUCAUUUUGGUCGAUUAUCAGUCGGAAAUCUCGGGAAGUAAUCGAGUUGGCCAAGUCGCACUUCGGCAGAACAUACGAAAUGUGAAAAGUUUUCUUGGGAAAGAUAUCUCUUAGAAUGGUUAAUAAACAGGGUUUAACCUGAA